GUCGGUUCAAUCGGAAAUUACCUUUACAUUUCUAUCACGCAAUUUGUAAAUCUUCAGCGAUACAGAUAAAUAGAGCACCUAAUAAGCUUCUUCUUCUAUCUCUCUCUACACUGCAGGAUAUCAGAAGCCUUCCCUGUGACAGACCUGUCUGACCAUAUUCAGCCAGCUGGGCUGUGUGACUACUGCUGAACACAGUUGAACAUGACUGAGCCCAACAUGAGCCUAGUGACCAUCAACAUCAGCGGGGCCGGGAGCGACAACCUGGGGUAUGGAGCAGGGAACUUCUACCGUCCGUUUUCGGUGUUCAGCGUGCUAACCCUCACCCUGCUAGCCAUGCUGGUGGUGGCCACCUUUGUUUGGAACCUCCUGGUUCUCCUCACCAUCCUGAGGGUGCGGACCUUCCACCGUGUGCCCCACAACCUGGUGGCUUCCAUGGCCAUUUCAGACGUGAUGGUGGCUGCCCUGGUCAUGCCACUGAGCCUGGUACACGAGCUUAAUGGGCGGCUGUGGAAACUGGGCCGCGUGCUCUGCCAAGUGUGGAUCUCCUUCGACGUGCUCUGCUGCACGGCCAGCAUCUGGAACGUGACCGCCAUCGCCCUGGACCGCUACUGGUCCAUCACCAGACACUUGGAAUACACGCUCAAGACUCGCAAGAGGAUCUCCAAUGUGAUGAUCGUACUCACCUGGCUGCUGUCCUCAGUCAUCUCCCUGUCGCCACUGUUCGGCUGGGGGGAGACCUACUCAGAGGAGGGCAUGGAGUGCCAGGUGAGCCAGGCACCCUCCUACACCAUCUUCUCCACCUUCGGAGCGUUCUACCUGCCGCUGUGCGUGGUGCUCUUCGUCUACUGGAAGAUCUACAAGGCGGCCAAGUUCCGCAUCGGCUCGCGCAAGACCAACACCAUCACGCCUAUGGCUGAGGUGAUUGAGGUGAAGGAGGCAUCGGGGCAGCCCCAGAUGGUGUUCACUGUGCGCCACGCUACGGUGACCUUUCAGAUGGACGGCGACACGUGGCGCGAGCAGAAGGAGAAGAAGGCGGCGCUGAUGGUGGGCAUACUGAUCGGCGUCUUCGUCCUCUGCUGGAUCCCCUUCUUCCUCACAGAGCUCAUCAUCCCACUGUGCCACUGCGACAUUCCACCCAUCUGGAAGAGCAUCUUCCUGUGGCUGGGCUACUCCAACUCCUUCUUCAACCCAUUAAUAUACACAGCCUUCAACAAGAACUACAACAACGCCCUGAAGAACCUGUUCUCCCGCCAACACUAAGCCUGGGGAGGAGGGCUGGAAGGACGAGGGCUGGAGGACAAAAGUGACAGUUUAAAAUAACGGUUAAAAUCAGCGGGUCCUAUCGUCUCUGACCACAGAACAUUGGCCAUAUUUUUCAUUUCAUUUAACACUGAGGCUGGGGCAGAGACUAAGGCUGAGACCACAGGAGGUUGGUGGCACCUUAAUUGGGGAGGACGAGCUUGUGGUUAAUGGCUGGAGCAGAAUAAGUGGAAUGGUAUCAAAUACAUCAAACAAAUGGUGUCCACGUGUUUGAUGCCCUUCCAUUCGUGUCAUUCCAGCCAUAAUUAUGAGCCAUCCUCCCCUCAGCAGGCUCCUGUGGCCGAGACUAAGGCUGGGGAUAAGGCAGAGGCAGAGAAUGGGGCUGAGGCUCAAGCUGAACCACACGAACAGCCACUUCACCAGGAGGCUAGCUCUAUCAGAGCUAGAGAGCAAAUCUGACAAACCAGUACAGGCUCUAUUAGCGUCUCCUUUCCCAACUCUGCAUCAACCAAGUAUUUGCGAAUCAGCUUGUUGAAAGACUUUCAGAACUUUUAUGAUGUUUUUACAUCAAAUCAAGUUUUAUUUGUCACAAAUUUUAAAAAGCUGUCAAAAAGUGAAUUUACAUAACAAUAAUGAGGCUAUA
This is a messenger RNA of Oncorhynchus mykiss (rainbow trout), 1903 nucleotides long. RefSeq names its product 5-hydroxytryptamine receptor 5A-like. Gene Ontology annotation, biological process: positive regulation of MAPK cascade; adenylate cyclase-activating adrenergic receptor signaling pathway. Gene Ontology annotation, molecular function: G protein-coupled serotonin receptor activity. Gene Ontology annotation, cellular component: plasma membrane. The record is from RefSeq and is a predicted model, not a curated record. Lineage: Eukaryota; Metazoa; Chordata; Actinopteri; Salmoniformes; Salmonidae.